CGCCGCAUGAUUCGCCGCCCUCCUCCUCCUCCUCCUCCUCCUCCUCGUUGCCUCCUCCUCCCCGCCUCCGACUCGCCGUCGCCAUCGAUCCACCGACUCGGCCCCUGCCGUCGCAACCCGCCUCGCUGGGCAUGGCCCUGCUGCGCGCGGGCCCGAUCCGGAGCCUUGGGUACGCACGCGGCCUCUCCCCCCUCGCCCUGCUCAUGGAUCCGGCCGCCGACGCCGAGGGCGCGGGCUACGAGGACGCCUCGGAGUUCGCCGACGCGGAGACGGAUGGAGACGAGGUCGCGGGGCCGCGGAUGGCGGCGGGGGGCGAGGAGGUGAGGAGGGAGCUGCCCGAGGAGCUCGCCAGGGGGGUGGUUUGUCUCGAGUGCGAGACGUCGCCCGAGGCGGAGGCGGCGGGUGCGGGCGCGACCUGCCGCGUCUACGUCGUCGGCACCGCCCAUGUGUCACAGGAAUCAUGUGACCAAGUAAAAGCCGUCAUCGACUACCUGAAACCUCAGGCUGUUUUCUUGGAGCUCUGUGCCAGCAGGGUUGCCAUUUUGACACCACAAAACCUUCAGGUUCCUACCAUGAACGAAAUGAUUGACAUGUGGAAGAAAAAGAAGAUGAACACUUUUGGAAUACUCUACAGUUGGUUUCUUGCAAAAGUCGCUAGCCAGCUUGAUGUGUUACCUGGGGCUGAAUUUCGAGUGGCAUUUGAGGAAGCAAUGGGUUAUGGUGGCAAAGUUAUCCUUGGAGACCGCCCUGUCCAGAUCACUUUGAGAAGGACUUGGGGGAGGAUGUCAUUAUGGCACAGGGCAAAGUUUCUGUACUACAUUGUUUUCCAGUCCAUAUUUUUACCAAGCCCAGAGGAGCUUAAUAAAAUGCUGAAGGACAUGGAGGAUGUUGACAUGCUAACACUUGUUAUUCAAGAGAUGAGUAAGGCAUUUCCUACCUUGAUGGAGACACUCCUACAUGAACGUGAUAUGUAUAUGUCCUCCAAAUUAUUGAAGGUAGCGAGGGAACAUUCAUCGGUGGUGGCAGUUGUAGGAAAAGGACAUGUUUCUGGAAUAAAGAAAAAUUGGGAACAGCCCAUCCAGAUAGAAACUUUACUGGACUUACCAGUGGUUAAGCAAGGUGCUUCAAAGAUGAAAAUUUUGGCAUCCAUUGGAGCAUUAGGUGGUGUAGUAAUAGCAACCGGAAUCUACAUAUGGGGUAGAAAAUAACAGUGCCAAUCCAAUAUUUCUUCUUUUCAUCGUCCCAUAAUGCCUAACAUUGUAUUUACCUUUUACAAAUAAUCUUUAAAUUCACAAAUAGAUGCAAUUUUCUGAUACUGAAGUCAAAACAAAUGAAACGACAAAUUCAGUGAAA
Molecule: messenger RNA, 1353 nt
Organism: Oryza brachyantha (malo sina)
Lineage: Eukaryota; Viridiplantae; Streptophyta; Magnoliopsida; Poales; Poaceae
Product: traB domain-containing protein-like
Exons: 9
Coding region: 132-1208 (358 amino acids)
Source: RefSeq, a predicted model, not a curated record